This is a messenger RNA of Moneuplotes crassus, 621 nucleotides long. The record is from the annotation of a GenBank genome assembly. NCBI's taxonomy places the organism in Eukaryota, Ciliophora, Spirotrichea, Euplotida, Euplotidae.
UAAAAAUGAAACUAAUCAUAGCUAUUCUACUGUUUCUUCUAGCUGUUUUCUGAGCUGCUGAGCCACUAGAUUAUAGAACAAAAGGUGUUUUCAGCAGAGAUAAGACUAAUGGUAGGAAGGGUUCUGUGCGUGGAUUCGGUCUUCCAAAGAGCUUGAGAAAGACUAAUCCUAAGUCAACCAUUUCUAGCGAUGAUACACCAACUUUUAAGCAUAAGAGCAUCAGAAAAAUGAAGCAGAGAGGUAUUCAGAAGCCUCUGUAUCCGCUUCAUGAUGACUUUUACCUUAGUUCUAACCUCUAUGCUGAGAAUAUUGAAAGAAUUCAUGCUCAUGGGAAGAUACCAGAGAAAGGUACGAAUUUCAUCAAGAGCGAUGAUAAUAUCUAUACAACAAGAAAAGCAUUGAUCCUUACUAUUAUCAUCAUGAUUUGCAUCGUGUUUGUGUUCGUUAAAUGUGCUCAUAUCAAGAGCACUCUUGGAGAGUCAACGAGGGAGAUCAGAUACAGAUAUAAGAAGCUUAAAUUUGCCAAGGAAAAUGCAAGAAGGAAUCUUAGCGAACCUGAAGAAUCUGUCAAACUUUUAGACUCAGAAUCCAGAUCUUGUAAAACUACUAAGCUCCUUUAAA